GGAUGCGUUAAUAAUUUGCGUGGGUAUCAAUAUUUUUCUCUCUCUCUCUAAAAUAUAGUUCUUUCUGCAAACCAAAACCUUUGUUUAAGUUGUAAUCGGAUAAACUCGCACCCUAUUUGCUUCUUUGGAGGUUUGUAUGUUUCUUGAAAUUAGCUCUGCUUUUCUUUUUCCGGGAAAGUUGAUUCCUUUUUAUUAUUUUCCGUAAGAAAGAAAAAUUAUAAUCUCUAUUCUCACGCUAGUUGUAAUUCUGCUAACAAUCUGAUCUUAAGCACAUGAAAAAUGGGUUUCUGUUGAAAAGAAAGUAUGUGAUUAUCUUGAAUGUGUUAAAAACAGAAACUUUUUCCAUCGUUGUCCUUAUUUUCCUGGAUUUUCUUAGCCCCUCCUUUCUUGUAUUUUUUUUGUCUCCCUUGUUUUAAGGUGGGUUUUUGAUUUAACUUGAAGAAUUAACGUUGAAUUUUGCGGUGUCUCAGGAGUAGUUUUUUUCUUGAAUAUUGAAAAAUAGUGUUGAGGAUAUUGAGUUUUCUUUAAGUUUAAAGCAAAUGCAGAAACAGAGUACAAGAAACAGAACAUCCCAAUUAAAGCAAUUGCUUUAUCUUUGAAUGUUUCUUUAGACUUUCCGAAACGAAAAUGAAGCCGGAAACUGGAGUCUCCGGUGGCUGUGGAUUUUGACAACAUUGCCAUUUACCACUCAGGACUUUCUCUUGAAACAGAAGAAAAGAAAGAGAGAGAAAAGAGAGAUAUUUUUGAGUUAUUUUUAUAUUUAGCUGUCCAAACGUCAAAAAAUAGAAUUCUCUUGCAUUUCUGUUUCUCCUCGUCACUCUUUCUAUCUAUCUCUAAAAAGGAAAUCAAAUCCCGACAAUUUCUCUCUCUCUCUCUCUCUCUCAUUCUCUCUCUGUGUGUGUCUAACCCUUCUCCUUUUGUUUUCUCCUCUAUUUUCUUGACCUUCCUCUGUUUUUUCUUUUCUGGGUUGGGGGAGAAACUAAAUUUCUCUCCUCUCUUUUCCAGCUCUCUAUCUCUUUCUCCUCGAAACCAUGAUUUUUGACAAGGGGUCAACGCAAUCAAACCUCGACUGCUUCCUUCAUUGCACAACUCCAUUAGUCCCAUCCCAAUUCCUCCCCAAGACUGAGAUUAGAAACUUAAACCGUCUGUGGCACCCAUGGGAGAGAGACACGGUUGAGUAUUUUACAUUGGGUGAUCUAUGGAAUUGUUACGAUGAAUGGAGUGCUUAUGGGGCUGGAGUUCCUAUUGUCUUGAACAAUGGAGAAACCUUGGUCCAGUAUUAUGUGCCUUAUCUCUCUGCUAUUCAGAUUUUCACUAGCAAUUCCUCUGUUAACGGUUUCAGGGAAGAGAUUGAGUCUGGUGAUGGUGAGACGAGGGAUUCGUUUAGCGAUUCAUGCAGUGAUGAGAGUGAGAGUGACAAAUUGUGGAGGUGGGAUGGAUGCUCUUCAGAGGAAGGCGGAUUCGAACAAGACAAUCUUUGGCGUCUCAAUGAUAGAUUGGGUAACUUAUAUUUUCAGUAUUUUGAGAGAUCAACUCCGUAUGGAAGAGUUCCAUUGAUGGAUAAGAUUAAUGGAUUGGCUCAAAGAUUCCAGGGCUUGAUGUCGUUGCGAAGCGUGGAUCUUUCUCCGGCUAGUUGGAUGGCUGUUGCAUGGUAUCCAAUUUAUCACAUUCCCAUGGGAAGAACCAUUAAGGACUUGUCCACAUGCUUUCUUACAUACCACACCCUGUCAUCAUCUUUCCAAGAUAUGGACCUAGAUGAUGAUAUUGAGAGUCCAGAAAGGAAGCGAAAGGAAGGGGAAAGCAUAUCCCUUCCCCCAUUCGGUUUGGCCACUUACAAAAUGCAAGGAAAUGUAUGGAUCUCAGGCCACUGUGGCAGGGACCAAGAAAGGCUAGUGUCACUCUUUAGUGUGGCAGAUUCGUGGCUAAAGCAACUGAGGGUCCAGCACCAUGACUUCAACUACUUCAUGGGUAUUCGGCAUGGCUAAAACCGAUACUUUUAAAAAUUGCACUUUUGAGAACCCAUGAAUAGAAUUCAUCACUGAAAUCCUCCUUUUUGUUGGAAUUUUGGUUCUCUGCCUGAGUAAGAAUGGAAAGGGAGGUCUUGCGUGUCAGGAUUACAGUCAGUUCUUGGUCGUUAUCAAGCUUCGCUUCGUUUGCAAGCUUAAUUUAGUGCUAAUCCUUUGUAUUUAUGAGGUUUGAUCAUCAAAGAGGGGCAUGUAUGUGAGAUGGUUGAUCCCUCUUUUUCCCUUUUUUUUUUUUUUUUUUUUUUUUUUUUUUUUUUU
Molecule: messenger RNA, 2282 nt
Organism: Jatropha curcas
Lineage: Eukaryota; Viridiplantae; Streptophyta; Magnoliopsida; Malpighiales; Euphorbiaceae
Product: plant/protein (DUF789)
Source: RefSeq, a predicted model, not a curated record